AUGGGGGGGACGGGGGAGGACGGGGACGGGGGACGGGGGAAACAUAAUUCUCCUUCCUUCCUUCCUUUUUUCCCUACUUCUUUCUAUUGGUCUUUCCCUCCUUCCUUCCUUCCUCUCCUCCUCUUUCCCUUCUUCCCUACUCCCUUUUAUUGGUCCUUCCUUCCUUCCUUCCUUCCUUCCUCUCCUCCUCUUUCCCUUCUUCCCUACUUCCUUCCAUUGGUCCUAUCGUUCCUCCUUUCCUUUUUCCUUCUCUCGUUCCUUCCUUCCUUCCCUCAGGCUCACAUCCUGUUGGACUGUGGAGACGACAACAUCUGUAAACCCAACCUGAAGUUGUCAGUGAAGAGCGACCGUCAGCAGAUCUACAUCGGCGACGACAACGCUCUGACCCUGGAGAUCAGCGCCGAGAACCAGGGGGAGGGGGCCUACGAGGCCGAGCUGCACGUCUACCCCCCCCAGCAGGCCGACUUCACCGGCGUGGUCCGCAGUCAGACCCUCAGCCGGCUGUCCUGCGCUUACAAGAAGGAGAACCAGACCAAGAUGGUGGUGUGUGACCUUGGAAACCCCAUGAAGGGAGGAACCAAGGUGCUGGCGGAGUUGAAGUUCAGCGUGCACCAGCUGUCGGAGGAGGACACGUCGGUGAAGUUCGACCUGCAGAUCGUCAGCUCGAAUCAGUUCGACAACACGAGUCCUCGGGUGUCCAGCGUCACCAGCCUGGCUGUCCUCGCUAAAGUCUCCAUCAGAGGGACGUCGUCCCCCGGUCAGGUUCUGCUUCCCAUCGCCAACUGGAAAACUAAAGAACCUCCUGUGGUCGGAGAUGACAUCGGACCGCUCAUAGUACACGUCUACGAGGUUCGAUGGUACGACCGCAGAGCCGAGGGAGCGGUCGGUCGCCAGAAGCGGAGCACAAAACCAAAAAAUAACGCUGGUGCUCAGGGAGUGCAGGCCGCUCGCACUGUGAGCACAUCAUUGAAACAGCGGUACGACGUAAUCAGUCAGGAGAGCGAGGUCCAGUCGUCCUGCUUACAUGAGGGUAUAUGCAAACAGCACUCAGGAUCUCGCACUGUUCCUCCAAUGCGACGGCACCGCGGUGCCGACGUAGUUCUGUCUCGGAUCGAGUAA
Etheostoma cragini (Arkansas darter) is the source of this 1119-nucleotide messenger RNA. Its product is annotated as integrin alpha-V-like. The coding region runs from base 1 to 1119 and encodes 372 amino acids. The transcript is spliced from 8 exons. Gene Ontology annotation, cellular component: external side of plasma membrane; integrin complex. The record is from RefSeq and is a predicted model, not a curated record. Gene Ontology annotation, biological process: integrin-mediated signaling pathway; cell adhesion mediated by integrin; angiogenesis. Gene Ontology annotation, molecular function: integrin binding. NCBI's taxonomy places the organism in Eukaryota, Metazoa, Chordata, Actinopteri, Perciformes, Percidae.